UUUAAAUUCGAAGGGGCUUUUUCUUGAUCCUCUAGUCUGGAAACAUGGAGAAAUUCGCUCGCCCCAAAUCGCCAUCCAGAAAACGGUGGAGCAUUGGUCUUUCCAUUGCUGUCAUCAUUGUGAUCAUUAUUGUUAUUGUUGUUCCAUUGGCCGUCCUCCUCCCUGAACGGGGGCACAAAGGCCAAAAGUCCGCAGUUAUUCUACCUUUAUAUAUCUAUCCCAGCAACAGCUCAUCUUGGGAUCCGCUUUAUGAAGCGCUAGAUGCUCACCCUGAACUUCACUUUCUGGUGGUGAUCAACCCCAGCAACGGCCCUGGCAACAACCCCCUUCCAGACGACAACUAUUCAGCUCAGAUCCUCAAGCUGAAUAACUACACCAACGUGGAAACAGUCGGGUAUGUCAGAACCGGAUAUGCCACCCAGAACAUCACCAACGUGGCCGAAGAAGUAGCAACGUACGCAGGCUGGGACACGCAAAACAAUAGUCUGGCAAUGCACGGCAUCUUCUUUGACGAAGCACCGCACGAAUAUUCGGCCGACGCAGUCUCGUACAUGCAAAUCGUCAACCAGGUGGUCAAAAAUUCGACCUUGCAGGGCGCUAAAACGGUGAUCCACAACCCAGGCGUGAUCCCUGAUUCCCGCUUCGACGACUCAACCACAGACAUUACCGUCAUCUUCGAAGAGUCGUAUCCCGUCUACCAGACCAAAGUCACCGCACUCACCGACCUGAACAAGAAGAAUCGGACCGAGUACGCUUACAUGGUCAACUCGAUACCCACGCAGAGUCUGAACGCUCUCAGGUCGUAUGUCGACACUUUGAGCGAGCACGCCGCUUACUUGUUCGUCACGAACAACAAUCAAAAUUUCUACGAUAGUUUUGGCAGCAUGUGGAGCGACUUCACGGCUGUCAUUCCGACGUAG
Hyaloscypha bicolor E is the source of this 920-nucleotide messenger RNA. RefSeq names its product putative spherulin 4-like cell surface protein. The record is from RefSeq and is a predicted model, not a curated record. The transcript has 3 exons. NCBI's taxonomy places the organism in Eukaryota, Fungi, Ascomycota, Leotiomycetes, Helotiales, Hyaloscyphaceae. The coding region runs from base 45 to 920 and encodes 291 amino acids.